UUCCAGCAAUGUCAGUAUGUGUGCCACGACGUGCAGCAUAAUAAUUUUCUGCGAACCGAUGUAAGGAGAGGCUGAUGAAAUAACUUGAGAAAAAUCAUAAUCAAAGUUUGUGACAUAAAGUGAUUUGAUGCGAACAUAAAUAUUAGAGUGGAACUUGCAUAGUGACUCAUACAUAAGUGAGAAUUGAAAGGAAGUUGAACAAUAACAAAGAAGAAAUCGAAAAAAAUCUGUCGACUAGGUUAUUAGGAGACAGUUUCACUCACUGAAACACUUUGAAUUGAGUUACUCAAUCUUUAGAUUUAUGUAAAAAUGGAAGCCGAAUUGGACAAAAUGUCAAUCAGUGCUAUUUACACAUCCGACAAAACCGGUAACGAUGAAACUGGUGCCGGCACCAAAGAUAACCCCUUCAAAACCAUAUUGAAGGCAAUGCAUCACGCCGGAAAGGAACCGUUUCCACCAAUUUAUGUCGAUUCUAAGGACGAAAAGACAUCCGAACAGUUCGAAAUUGCGGCCAAGUCUCAAAUGAAAAAGAUCCAAAAACUCUGGCAACGUGACAAACAAAAGGAAUCCAGUAAGUCGCAGCGCGAAGAAGACGAUGCAAAGAAACGGGAACAAAAUCUCGAGGAGGCCCGAAAAAUUGUCAUCGUUGAGGAUGCGUCGUUACCAGCUGCAAAGAAGAUAAAAAUAUUCGACGGCCAGAAGUAUCGCGGUGAACGUGUGAAAAUAUAUGGCUGGGUCCAUCGACUGCGUCGUCAAGGAAAGGCAUUGAUGUUCGUAACACUGCGAGAUGGAACUGCAUUUUUGCAAUGUGUCCUCACCGAUAAACUGUGCCAGACAUACAAUGCCAUCGUUCUGUCAACGGAAUCGUCGGUAUGUCUUUAUGGCACUUUGAGUGAGGUUCCCGAGGGAAAAGAAGCCCCUGGCGGACACGAAUUGAAAGUCGAUUAUUGGGAACUUGUUGGCUUGGCACCGGCUGGUGGAGCUGAUGCUAUUUUGAACGAAGAGUCUCUUCCGGAUGUGCAAUUGGACAACCGACAUAUUAUCAUUCGCGGAGAAAAUACUUCGAAAGUGUUGAAGAUGAGAAGCGUCUUGCUGCACGCAUUUAGAAGUCACUAUCUCGAUCGAGGUUACACUGAGGUCACGCCGCCAACAAUGGUUCAAACUCAAGUCGAAGGAGGUUCCACUCUGUUUAAGCUAAACUAUUUCGGUGAGGAGGCUUUCCUGACACAAAGCUCUCAAUUAUAUUUGGAAACGGUCAUACCGGCACUGGGUGAUUCGUACUGCAUCGCUCAAAGCUAUCGCGCUGAGCAAAGUCGCACUAGACGCCAUUUGGCCGAAUACAGUCACGUAGAAGCCGAAUGCCCAUUCAUCGAUUUCGACGAAUUGUUGAACCGUUUGGAGGACUUGGUUUGCGAUGUUGUCGAUCGUGUGUUAAAGUCUCCGUACGGUUACGUUGUCAAAGAACUAAACCCUGAUUUCGUUCCACCAAAACGUCCGUUCCGACGCAUGGAUUACAGCGAGGCAAUUCAAUGGCUGAAAGACAACAAUGUGACCAAAGACGAUGGAACUUUCUACGAAUUCGGUGAGGAUAUACCAGAAGCACCCGAACGCCGGAUGACUGACACCAUCAAUGAACCCAUUAUGCUGUGUCGUUUUCCAACUGCUAUCAAAUCGUUUUACAUGUCGAAGGUUCCUGGCAACGAUAACCUCACUGAGAGCGUUGAUGUCUUGCUACCGAAUGUCGGAGAAAUUGUCGGUGGAUCGAUGAGGAUCUGGGACAGCGAAGAGUUGUUGAAAGGUUACAAGCGUGAAGGAAUCGAUCCAACUCCUUACUACUGGUACACAGAUCAACGAGUUUACGGUACUACACCGCACGGUGGCUACGGGCUCGGUUUGGAACGAUUUAUGUGCUGGCUUCUCAACCGUUAUCACAUUCGGGACGUGUGCUUGUAUCCACGCUUUUUGGACCGAUGCAAACCAUAAACUUGAAAUUUCUUCCUCUUUUGAUCAUCAAUUUGUCGGCUUAAAUUACUGACGGGCACAGAGAGCUAAAUAAAAAAUUCCUCAAUUUUGUAGCAAAUUACAUGCGCUUCAAUAAACGUUUGUGCUGAGAA
Molecule: messenger RNA, 2114 nt
Organism: Bradysia coprophila
Lineage: Eukaryota; Metazoa; Arthropoda; Insecta; Diptera; Sciaridae
Gene: AsnRS
Product: asparagine--tRNA ligase
Biological process (GO): asparaginyl-tRNA aminoacylation
Cellular component (GO): cytoplasm
Molecular function (GO): nucleic acid binding; asparagine-tRNA ligase activity; ATP binding
Source: RefSeq, a predicted model, not a curated record